This is a messenger RNA of Peniophora sp. CBMAI 1063, 1989 nucleotides long. The record is from the annotation of a GenBank genome assembly. NCBI's taxonomy places the organism in Eukaryota, Fungi, Basidiomycota, Agaricomycetes, Russulales, Peniophoraceae.
AUGGAUAUGUCAACCUCUCUAAUAGAGUUGAGCAGUAGUUGGGAUCAGCAACUCGUCGCUGCAGUAGGCGGUCUGAACGAAGCUCAAGCCGCGGAAGGUGUCAUGCUCGCUGCUCAGAGUAUAGCUCGCUGCUACGCCGAACGGCUGAACAGUUUCAAUGUCGCCGUCUCCCUCCCAGCAGAGAUACUGGAAGCUAUCUUCUAUGCCGUCAAAGAUGCCCUGGCUAGCAAAGAGACGUCUGUCACUAGGUCGCCCCAGCCUCUUCCGCCUCCCCAGCCUUAUCCAGGGUAUCCACCCUACAUACCGUACACUCCACCUCCGCAAACCCACAAGGAGACACGAAACGUCUUUCUUUCUGGCGCUGGAUGGGUAUCUCUUACACACGUCUGUCGUCGUUGGAGACAGGUAGCCCUCGGCUGUUAUGGCCUCUGGUGUGAUAUUGAUGUCAACUUGUAUGGUACUGUGAUCUGUAAGGAGAUGCUGAUGCGCAUUGGGUCGAGGGCUUUCUCGCUGUCAGCCGACCUCCAGACGCAUAAAGAGCUCCUACUUGACGUGUCCUUGAGAGAGCGUGUCCCUGCGCAGCUCUCGAGUCUGACAUUGAACAUGGAUCUCCUCAUGGCUCGUCCUGGUGCGAUUCUCGAUACACUAUUCUCGUACAUCGACGGUCGGACGAAUCCAGCUCUCAGACAGCUGCGGAUGAGCGGAUCAUCUCCGCAGAGCAUAUCUUGGUCGACAUUGACGCCUGUCCUGCCAAGUCUUACCUCGCUAUACCUCUUAUACCUCGCCCCUCGGGGUCACAUCCCCGCAUCACUAUCAAUGCUGACCGACCUCACAUUGCACAAGGUUGAUCUGAUGAACCAUGGUCCCGAUGGUCCCGACAUGUCUGGCUUCCUGAAGCUCAUCUCCGCUAUGCCCGUAUUGGAGUCAGCCGUCUUCCUCGACUGCUCAUUUGGGCAUGAUCCCUUCAUCCCCGAGAAUGAGAUCCUGGAGAACGCUUCGCUUCCGCCGACCGUGCGGCUGGCUCAAUUCGAGGCCAACAACGACUGGACGUUGCCGCAGUGCCACGCUCUGUCGCGCGUGCUAGGACAGACUACGGGCGAUCGCGUGUUCAAGCUCAAUAACUUGACCAACUUCCAUGUUGCGCAGACGUUCGCACUAGACGUGCGAGCUGCCCUGGAUCGCGGGCUUUAUGUUCAUGAAGUCGCCAUUGAGCUUAUAGGGUGGGACUCACUCGAUCUAUCCAUCGAGUUCAGACGCGCGCAUAGUGCCGCAGUCGAAGUGCAACCCUUACGCGUAUGCUUUCACGGAGUCUCCACGCGGUCUAUCUGGCAUCAGUUUUGCGACUGCAUCACAGACAUCGACACAAGAGAUGCAGACUUGCGCAUUAUAUGCGAUAGGUCUACUCCGGACAUGUACAACCAGGACAUCAAUAUCCUGUCAGGGCUUCGUCGGAUGUCCGUGACGUCGAUAUAUAUCACGGGCAAAUUGGGAUCCUACAUCGCUGCCGGCCUCUUCACUGCCUUGCGCGAGUCUGAUCCCGACGACGAAGCCGACGGGGACGCCAUAGUGCUGGCUUUUCCGAGAUUGCGAGACAUUGGCAUAGAGUGCCCUCCGCAGGCGAUCGUUGAAGAGACCAACGUCAACGUCGGCGCGGCUGAUAUGUUGACGAAAGACCUUGAUGAAGCCGCGCUGCUUCUGCUAUGGUACGCUCGUGCGCGGCAUCUGUGCGGGGCCAAGCCACUACGAACAGCGGCGCUACCCGUGGAUCUGAUGCAUAAGCGCUGGGUGGCCGAACUCGACGAUCUCCUUGAGGACAAGGUCGUCCCAUACGACACGUUCAUGAAGAAAGAGAGUGAGGUGGAUUGCAGAGCACUUGUUCUGUAUCGUCCCGUACUUCGCGCGUUGGCGUUUUGGGAGACGUGGCUAUGGGCCAUUACACCGCUGAUAGGAACGUUGGGAAUCAUAUGGUCAAGUUCGCGUCGAAGAUAG